Alnus glutinosa is the source of this 1154-nucleotide messenger RNA. Its product is annotated as N-acylphosphatidylethanolamine synthase. Gene Ontology annotation, biological process: phospholipid metabolic process. The transcript has 5 exons. Lineage: Eukaryota; Viridiplantae; Streptophyta; Magnoliopsida; Fagales; Betulaceae. The coding region runs from base 93 to 947 and encodes 284 amino acids. The record is from RefSeq and is a predicted model, not a curated record.
AUGAACGAGAGCCAUCAUCCCCUCGAAACGACCGUGGCCUGAAGACUACAGAGAGGACCGAGAGGUUGUGUGAGUGGGGGGAUUGUUUGUGAAUGGGACGAAAAAUGGAAUGGGCAGGGCGGGCGAACCACAUGGGAGGGAUUCCGAGAAAGCUGGUGUUCAUGGCGGUGGGUGCGUUCGCCAAGGCCGUUGCCACUCUUCUCAACUCCACCUCCGUCCACAACGCCGAUACCCUCAUUCGCCUUGUCCGAUCCCGACCGCCUGGGGUCCCCCUCCUCACUGUCAGCAAUCACAUGUCCACGUUGGACGAUCCGCUCAUGUGGGGAUUCAAGGGUUUUCCCUUGUUCGACGUAAAACUGGCUCGAUGGGUACUCGCUGCCGAGGACAUUUGCUUUAAGAAUGCGCUGCUUUCCUAUUUCUUCCGACUUGGGAAAUGCAUACCUAUAACAAGGGGUGCUGGGAUUUAUCAAGAACACAUGAACGAAGCUCUUGAUCGCUUAAGUGAUGGAGCAUGGCUGCAUACGUUUCCAGAGGGAAAAGUGUCCCAAGAAGAUGGACCUAUAAGACGAUUAAAAUGGGGAACUGCUAGUCUCAUUGUUCGUGCCCCUGUAACCCCAAUAGUUUUGCCAAUUGUCCAUCAUGGCUUUGAAGAGGUCAUGCCCGAGAAAUUUUUAGGUGGUGGAAGGCCUCCUUUUCCACUAUGUAAUAAGAAUAUUAACAUAAUUGUUGGCGAGCCAAUAGAAUUUGACCUCCCCAAAAUGAGGCAGACGGCUAUAUCUAUGUCUCGCAAUUUGUCACUUCCUACUGCAGGAUGGCACGGCGCUUCCCCUAAUGGAAUGGAUGAGGGAGCGCAGAGAUGUCUCUAUGCUACAAUUUCCGAGCAAAUCCAUACUGUCAUGGAGAGCCUAAGAAGUUUCUCUAGAAGUUUUCUGAAAUCAAAGGCGUAAAAUCUAUGCAUUUUUUGAAGAAGUGGAAAGUCUGGCUGUGUAUUUCUAUUGUGAAGCAGGCAGUAGGACAAUCAGAUUUUAACCAUAUUGAAUUAGUUUGUAAUGGUGAGCAUUUUUGGGCAAUGAAUCAUAAAAUGUAAAACAAAACCUCGUGAUCAACAUGAGGAAUGCAUUUGUUAAUUCGAAGAAUUAUGAAAUUUCUUCUCU